UUGGGGGUUGGUCCUCGGCGCUCUCCGAGCCACGAGAGAAGAAGAUAAAAUUCCUGAAGCUGCGCGCGCUAUGAUGGGUUUGGAAUUUAAUAACACCGUGAGAAACGGCGCGGGAAGCGUACUCUCUUUCAGGUCCCCUAAGGAAGAGAACACCGCAAAUAUGCCCUCAGCUAUGGCGACUAACAUCUCGUCCGCACCAUCAGCACCCCCUUCUGCUCCCCCCUCGGCUCCAGCUUCGCAUAAACAAGUAGAAGAAGACUGCGCUGAACUGUCUGCAGUUUUAUCUUGCAAAACGGCACAAGUGCAAGAAUCCAAGGUCUCUGAAACUCCCCAGCCGUAUCCAGGACAACCGCUGUAUCCUUCUCUGUGUAACCUAACACCACCUGUGGGGGCAGGGAAAAAAGUGAGCUGGGAUGGGACACUUGCUGUCUCCUCUGAGGAGGUGGAAUGCAGUAACACCCAGGGGGGUGGGGACUGCGGGCAAGGCUUGGGUACGGAUUGGUCAAAAGUUAUGGUGGUAGUAGAAGAAAAAACAGCAGAGAGAAAGGGAAGCGAUGUAACUUACAGGCGCUGGGAUGGUAGUGUCCGGCCAGCACUGUCCACCCUGAUUGCGCCUGAAGGAGUAGGUGGCGUCCGGCCAGUGCCCUCUGCUCAGGUUGCACCCGACGGAGAAAGAAAUAACGAUAGUCUCCGGUCCCACUCUCUGCCACAGUGUUCAGACCCACUGACUCGACCCACACAUCCUUUUACAAGAUUGAGUGCGCAUGCAACCAAUCAGAAGCCUCUACAACAGUCAGUGCAUGAUCAAAGAGAGAUGGGCACAGUGAGAGGGGUGCAGAGCCCACAGCUUCCAGCUAUGACUGAAAAGGAUAGUGAAAGGAGAGAGGUGAAUUCGCAUUUAGGAGUUAAGAGAGAUGCACUAACAGAUUGUGGGAAGUUUAGAUCUAGCCUGAUAGAGGGAGGAAGAGUACUAGAGAUCUUCCUGAUAAUAGGGAAUGAUAACAGAGACCCGGAAUGGGUACCUCUCAAUUCGAAAGACAUCACACACCUGAUAGAUUGUGCAGAGAAAUGGGGAUUGAAAUCAUCCCUCACUUUAAAUGCAUUAGAAGUCCUGACAGCAUCAGGCCUUCUCUUUCCUCAUGUAACAAAUCUGAUGUGCAUGGUGCUUAAGCCAGUGCAGUAUACAUUGUGGGCAUUAGAAUAGUUUCCCUUCAGGGAGAGGUGGCCAGAUUGAGGCCUGGAGAACAAGCAAUUCCAUACAGCAGGUUUGUGAGAGCAAUGCUCUCAAAGCCUGAGACAUCUGCCUUGAUAUUGAACAAAUGUUUAUCAUUCUUGAGGUACAUUCCAACAGGUACCUGAGACAAUGUUGGUAUAUAUUGGGCAUAGAUAGUGCCACUGAAGCUAUCAGCAAUCACUCUAAUCUCUAAUCUCUAAUCUCUCUGUCUAUAACUUUACUAGUAUUGUAGGAUGUGGCUUUAAUUAUUAAGUGUCGUGACAUCACAUCAGUUCUUGCAGGAUAAUUACACGGUGAUUAAAGACCUAUCACCUCUUUUGCAACAUGAUGACCUGCACCAAUACUGAAACGUG
Tympanuchus pallidicinctus (lesser prairie-chicken) is the source of this 1587-nucleotide messenger RNA. RefSeq lists its product as uncharacterized. The record is from RefSeq and is a predicted model, not a curated record. Lineage: Eukaryota; Metazoa; Chordata; Aves; Galliformes; Phasianidae. Bases 71 to 1204 code for a protein of 377 amino acids. Gene Ontology annotation, biological process: viral process. The transcript has 3 exons.